Messenger RNA from Owenia fusiformis, 1281 nucleotides. NCBI's taxonomy places the organism in Eukaryota, Metazoa, Annelida, Polychaeta, Sabellida, Oweniidae. The record is from the annotation of a GenBank genome assembly.
AUGGAUAUUAGAAUACCCCAACCACAGAGGUACUCAAACAUUAUCUCUUCUCCAAAAGGUCACAAUUUCACCCCUCAAGGUCAAGGUUAUUCUCCUAGUCAAGGACACGGUUACUCUCCAGGUCAGAGUUACAUUCAUGCAGGGCCUCAAGGGUUCUCUCCAGGUCAAGGACAGUGUCUAGCAAACAUUGACGCCCAUUGGCCCUCCUUGCCUAGGUCUCCUAAUGCUAAAGGAAACAAUCCAGGUGCUACAGUUAAGCCACUCAUGCAUAUGGACCCGGCCAUAGUUCAACACAGCGGUGGUCCCCAGUAUAUUCGAUCCACGUCAGAUAGUAACAGCAAACACUCCAACCCUGCAGUGAAAGCAUUAUUCACAAACCAACACUCGGAUCCAUCACUGGCUCGGGUCACAGCAGCUAGCCCCACACAGUCAAUCAAUCAAAGUUUUUCAUAUGCUAAUUCACCUCCUAAUCCCCAGCAGAUUGCCAGUCCCCUGCAGCAGACCCCACCAAACACAUGGCACGCCAGACAGUGGACCACCACACACCCUACCAUCAGACCUGACCAACUGCAGGUAUCACAAAGCCAACCCAAUACAAACACUCAUCAGAUGCUCACCAAUAGUCAGGCUGUAUAUACCCAUCAUCAUGCCCUAUAUACCCAAGGCCAAGCCCUACACACCCAAGGUCAAGGCCUACUACAAACGCAAGGCCAAACACCACCUACACAAUGUCAGGGGAAACAUACACAGGGCAAGGCUAUUCCACAAGGCUAUAUGGUUGGUACAUCUCAAGGUCAUGGCAGUCAGCAGUUCUACAGUGCUUCAAAUCCACAACAAUAUUACAUAGCACCAGGCCAGGUUUCCCCUGGUUCACAUGCACCUCUUCCUAGACAAACCAGUCAGUAUAUAAAUGCGGUGUCAUCCUCCUCUGGAGUGUUCCAUAGUAACCCUCAACCCCCAGAUUUGAAGCCACAGACGCCAAGAAGUCGUGUAGUAGCUGUAGAUCUUCAGUACAUUGAGGCAACACAUCAACCACAAAAUGAUACUUGAAAUAUUGUACAGUACAUUGAGGCAAUACGUCAAGCACAAUGUAACAAUUGAGACAAUGUACAUUACAUUGAGGCAUUACAUCAAGCACAAUGUAACAUUUGAGACAAUGUACAGUACAUUGAGGCAAUACAUCAAGCACAAUGUAACACUUGAGACAAUGUACAGUACAUUGAGGGAAUACAUCAAGCACAAUGUAACACUUUGAAACAAUGUACAGUACAUUGAGGCAAU